AUGAGUUUUACCUCAGACUCUCCCGUUCUAACUCCAUCUACUCCGUCUGCUCCACUCCCUCUACGCAGCUGCGCGUUUUGCCGCCAGCGGAAAGUGAAAUGUGAUCGCCAGAAGCCCUGUUCUAACUGCCUCCGCGCCAAUAACGAAUGUUCAUAUCCCGCUGGUCGUGGUAGAGCUGCUAAAAGACUAACUCAAACGCUGGAUACUCGUCUUGUCGAUCGGCUCCAAAAAUUGGAAAACAUCAUCAAGCAACUUACUAGUCAGGUCGAUGCCACAGCCAAUACUCUUCCAUCUUUCAGUGUUACGGAUAGAGAGGAAAUUGGAUCGUCUCCGGGUGGCGUAAGAAAUUAUCCUUCGGGACUGGAUAACGCUGCUCCAGAUGCUUCCAUCGACCAGCAACUUGGUCGUCUGAUGAUAGACGAUAGCAAGAGCUACUACGUCAGUAACAUUUUAUGGGCAAACCUAGGAAACGAGAUCGAAGAAUUGCGCGACAUGCUACACGACCCCCUGUCUGAAGACGACAUCAACAACCCUAUUGAUGCAUCUGGGCUCAUGCCGGAAGCGGCCUCACCUCUCGGAACCAGCGCGUCAGUUCUGGGAUUUGGGUCGCUCUGUAAUUCUCUUCUUCCCUAUCAUCCACCUAUGCACCUAUCAGUCACUCUCUUGAAUGUCUUCAUCGAGAAUGUCCUUCCACUGGUGCAUAUUUUCCACAUGCCCACCACAGAACAGUGGUUUUGGGACUCCAUUGUCUCACUCGACACACUCGAUAGAAACGCAGAAGCUUUACUGUUUGCCAUCUACUACUCGUCAGUCAUCAGCAUGGAUGACGACCAGUGCUUAGGCGUCUUCGGGGAGUCACGUUCUACCGCACUUAAUAAGUUCCGCUUUGCAGUCGAGCAAGCUAUGGCCCGCGCAAACUUGCUGAGCACGCAGAGCCUCAUUCUUCUUCAGGCCGCUGUCCUGUUCCUCUCAGGCCUACGAAACGAGGAUGAUUCUAGAACAACAUGGUCUUUGACGUCGCUGGUUUUUCACAUCGCCCAAGCCAUGGGUCUACAUCGUGACGGAACAACUUUUGGUCUCAAGCCAUUUGAUAUAGAACUAAGGCGACGUCUCUGGUGGCAUAUAUGUCUACUAGACAUGCGCUCCUCUGAGUUUCAUGGAUACGAACCUAUAGUACGAGGUGACAUGUUUGACACAAAGCUUCCCCUCAAUAUCAACGAUAGCGAUAUCACUCCCCAUAUGACAGAAAGCCCUAUGGAGCGUGAAGGACAUACUCAGAUGACGUUCUGUCUCAUCCGUUGCGAGGUGAUGAGAGCUGGUUGGAAGGUUGGAUAUGCAUCACCAACUCCAAACUCGACAGCCACUGCAGCACGGGAUGAUGGCGAACCAAUUGUUCAAGAACUUAAGAGCCGAUUGGAGGAACGAUACCUACGUUACUGUGACGAAUCGGUUCCAUUUAUGCUGUUUACAUCGACAGUCGCACGGCUCAUGAUCGCCCGCACGUGGCUCGUUGUUCACUUUCCAAGCAAGACAAAGAAAACCUACGCCUCAACGAUUAUUCGAGGCCACCUAUUUUCCACCUCGAUUGAAAUUUGCUCUCGUCCAGCUUCGACAGAAUGCGAUCGAGCAUGGGAAUUUAUCAACACGGUUCAUAACCGAUGGAACAUGAACGAAAGCGGUAAGAGGGGCACUCUUUGGAGGCCGAUUCAGAGACUCAUGGUCAAGGCUCGUUAUGUACGGGAGAUGCAACAGCUGGAUCCGGGUUUCUAUCUCGCUGGAAGAAUGGCUACACCAGAUACGACACCCGUGCAGGCUGAAAGUGUUGGAUUGCAGCAGAAAACUCCAGAUUCAUACGGUAUGCCUGACAUGGCGAGUCCCAAUGGGUAUAUGGAUUGGAUGCUGGGAGAUCUCGGCAUAGACCUAUAUGGUGGGAUGAUGAAUGAACCCAGCUGGGGCUAG
Molecule: messenger RNA, 1959 nt
Organism: Fusarium oxysporum Fo47
Lineage: Eukaryota; Fungi; Ascomycota; Sordariomycetes; Hypocreales; Nectriaceae
Product: Zn(II)2Cys6 transcription factor
Exons: 3
Coding region: 1-1959 (652 amino acids)
Biological process (GO): DNA-templated transcription; regulation of DNA-templated transcription
Molecular function (GO): zinc ion binding; DNA-binding transcription factor activity, RNA polymerase II-specific; DNA binding
Source: RefSeq, a predicted model, not a curated record